Molecule: messenger RNA, 1423 nt
Organism: Eurytemora carolleeae
Lineage: Eukaryota; Metazoa; Arthropoda; Copepoda; Calanoida; Temoridae
Product: protein tipE
Exons: 11
Coding region: 97-1146 (349 amino acids)
Biological process (GO): regulation of sodium ion transport
Molecular function (GO): sodium channel regulator activity
Source: RefSeq, a predicted model, not a curated record
UGAGAGGAAAAAUGAAGUAUUUUAACUCGGUUGUUCCUCCAUUGUUAUAAACAUUAAACAAAUCAGCUGGUUUCAAGACUGAUAGGAAUAGUUAACAUGCCGUUCAAUCCAAUGUUUGUGAGUAAUAAUGGCCCUGAGCUAACGGUGCCAAGUACAGCAGAGUACGAUGGAGGGACAACAGUUACCAAAGAACAGAUGAUGGCAAAGGUUAAAGAAGCAAAUAUGAAAAAAAUGAAGAAGACGACAAAAUCUAGAUCUUUCUUGGAAAAACUGAAGUUUAUGACGACAUUUACAUGUUCCUUGAUCGCUAUGUGCAGCUUCAGCGCUCUCAUGUUCCUCGUUCCAUUCAUCGUAGAUCCAGCUCUAGCAACGUUGACAGCAGACUUUGUGGAUCGUGCUGUGGAGUGUAGAGUUAUCACAAGCAAACCAAUUCUAGGGGCAAGCAACUGUUCUUGGUCUUCCUGUAGGGAGGGGUGUACCAGGGAUAUCUUCCAAUGUCAUCAUAUAUUAGUAGAGUAUUCUUUAUCUCAGGAAGACUACACAAUAAUAAAAACGGAAAAAGAAAAAAUAGGAGAAGGUCCCCCCAGCACCAAACAGAUGGCAGCACUGUUUGUAAACGUGAAGGGUUGUGGGUAUCCCCCUGCAGUACAGUGCAAGGAUUGGUUGAAGGAAUAUGGUAGAGUAGGAGGACUGUUCCCUUGUUAUUAUGCCAGGACAAAUCAGAGCUUAGCUAUUACACACAUUGAUCUUAAGGCUGACCUACGUGACCUCCUGCUGUCGACUCUAGUUCCAAUAGUAGCGUGUACUCUGUCUGGAAUUAUAUUAUGUAUAAUGCACACGAGAUGUUUGUCAGUAUGUCGAGCACCUCGUAUCAAUGAUUUAGAUGAUGAAGAUGAAGAUGAAUACACAAACAGGUUCAAAUUAAUAUACAGUGGGGCACAUACAACUGUGACAGGGUUACCCACAAAGGAUGAGACUUCAGAGACAGGCGAAUGUAGGAAAAUCUAUAUUGGAAACUCAGCUUUGCUUGGAGACAAAGUUUUCUUUAUAAGAGUCAAUCCUAUUCAACUAGAUCUUUUAACCCAAGCUAAAAAUUACCAUUUCCGUGGUAUUACAGUUUUCUCUAAUCAAACAGAAUUGAGGUAAAUCGGUUCAGGGGUUCCUGAGCUACGAUCGGACAUACAAACAAACAGACAAACAGAUAUUACUACUCUAUACAAAUACUAUCAUGGGAACCCAGCUUUACCUGGAGCAUAAACUUUUCUAUGAAAAUAAAACUACUCCACUUAGAGCUGUCAAACUCAAACCAUGCUUAAAUAAGAACGUUAUCAGGGUUCAACCAAGUUCCCCAAUCAAAAUUUUAAACAAAUUUCUUUAAAAAAAAAAAAAAAUAAGGAAAUGAGCUGAAUCAAGAGACUUUAUA